Molecule: messenger RNA, 1209 nt
Organism: Mesorhabditis spiculigera
Lineage: Eukaryota; Metazoa; Nematoda; Chromadorea; Rhabditida; Rhabditidae
Source: the annotation of a GenBank genome assembly
AUGGCGGCCGACGCGAACAAGGCCGAGGCACAGACAUGUAUGGAUCGGGCGAGGGAGGCUUUAAAGGAAGGCGACGCCGAAAAAGCGACCCGUAUGCUAAACAAAGCGAAAAAGCUCAACCCGGAUCAGGAUAUUAAUUAUUUGUUAAAAAAGGCUGCGAAUCUCGGCACGCACGCUCAGCAGUCGUCGAGCAGCAACCGAUCAGAGCCGAGUAAUGAUAGAUCCUACGCUCACGACGAUCACUACGAAGAAUCAGACGGGUUGCGCAGUCGACACGCUCGGCAUAGCAUGCAUGUCCCCUCCAGCCAGAACCUAAAUGCGAACGGCAGCGCGGCAGCUGCAAGAGCCAAGUCUCGCUCGAGAAGUGCCCCUCGUCUGGGUGUCGACUUCACCCAAAAGCAAGUCGACUUGGUGGCCCGGAUCCGGAAGGGCAAGGACUACUACGAGAUCCUGAACGUCCAGAAGACCGCCUCGGAUGACGAUAUCAAAAAGGAGUACCGGAAAUUGGCACUGCAACUGCAUCCUGAUAAAUGCAGGGCGCCGCACGCUACGGAGGCUUUUAAAGCCCUCGGCAACGCCUACGCCGUACUCUCAAACCGAGAGAAGCGUCAACAGUAUGAUAUGUAUGGUAGCGCUUCACCUUCCACAAGACGUCGCAACCAGGGCGACUAUUUUGAGUACGACUACAACCGAGGAUUCGAAUCUGAAAUGACGCCAGAAGAGAUCUUCAACAUGUUCUUCGGGGGUGGAUUUCCGGGUGAUGGCGGAUUUCAGAGGAGAAGAGGGCCAGUCCCGAGACAACAUCACCAUGAGGGUCGGGAGGACUCGCCCUAUACCCCAUUCCUACAGUUAUUCCCGCUGAUCGCGAUGCUCGUGCUCGGCCUUAUCGCUCAAUUCCUCGUUUCUGAUCCCACAUUUUCAUUACAUCAGAAUAGUAAAUACACUGUCCGCCGAGAAACAACCGAGCUGAAGGUGCCCUAUUUCGUCAAGCCCGACUUUUUGCAAAACUAUAAGGGCCAGUUGAAACGGAUAGAGAACCAAGUGGAAGAUGAGUACGUACAACAACUCCGGAUGCAGUGCUACAAGGAGAAUAAUCAAAAAGAAACGAUGAUCUAUCGGGCUCGCAUCUACCAAGACAUCGACCUAUUACGACGGGCUCAAAACCUAAAAAUGGACGCUUGCCAGCGACUAGAAAAACUUUAUGGCCAU